Molecule: messenger RNA, 1587 nt
Organism: Uncinocarpus reesii 1704
Lineage: Eukaryota; Fungi; Ascomycota; Eurotiomycetes; Onygenales; Onygenaceae
Product: EPD1
Exons: 5
Coding region: 1-1587 (528 amino acids)
Biological process (GO): fungal-type cell wall (1->3)-beta-D-glucan biosynthetic process
Cellular component (GO): cytoplasm; fungal-type cell wall
Molecular function (GO): 1,3-beta-glucanosyltransferase activity
Source: RefSeq, a predicted model, not a curated record
AUGAGAUUUGCAAACGUCUUGGCCGGCGCGGCCAUCGUCGCUGGCUCCGUCGUGUCCGCAGAACUCGAUCCUAUCAUCAUCAAGGGCUCGAAAUUCUUCUACAAAUCCAAUGGCACAGAAUUCUUUAUGCGAGGUGUUGCCUACCAACAGGACCUAUCCAGCAACGGAACCACCAGCGGUACCGAUAACUACAAAGAUCCUUUGGCCGACCCUACUGCCUGCAGGCGUGAUAUCCCGCUGCUGCAGGAAUUGCGAACAAACACCAUCCGUGUCUACGCUAUUGACCCAAAAAAGGACCACACCGAAUGUAUGAAGCUGCUUGAGGACGCCGGCAUCUAUGUCGUCGCCGAUCUUUCAGAGCCCAAAACAUCCAUCAACCGCGACGACCCCAAGUGGGACGAUGAACUCUACGAGCGUUACACGUCCGUCAUCGAUGAGCUUGCCAAAUACAGUAACGUCAUGGGUUUCUUUGCUGGCAACGAGGUGACGAACAACAAGAGCAACACCGAAGCCAGCGCUUUCGUCAAGGCUGCUGUUCGCGACAUGAAGGCCUACAUCAAAAGCAAGAACUACCACCCAAUGGGUGUCGGAUAUGCCACCAACGACGAUGCUGAAAUCCGUGACGACAUGGCCGAUUACUUCUACUGCAACAACAAGGACGAGGCCAUAGACUUCUGGGGCUACAACAUCUACUCGUGGUGUGGAGACUCGAGCUUCACCAAGUCCGGAUACGAUGCUGUCGUCAAGUACUUCAAGUCCUGGAACAUCCCCGUGUUCUUUGCUGAGUACGGCUGCAACCUCGUCCAACCCCGUAAAUUCACCGAAGUUGAAGCCAUCUAUGGCUCUCAAAUGACUCCUGUCCUCAGUGGAGGUAUCGUUUACAUGUACUUCCAAGAAGAAAACGAUUAUGGAUUGGUCGAGUUGGAGGGUGGCAAGGCCAAGAAGUUGAAGGACUUUGAGAACCUCAAGAAUCAAAUGAAGAAGGUCGAUCCAGACGGUGUUGAGAUGGAUCAGUACACUCCCGGCAACACUGACCUCCGACCCUGCCCAAGUAGCCAGGUCUGGAAAUCAAACAAGAACCUCCCUCCUACGCCCAACAAAGAGCUGUGCGGCUGCAUGGUGAAGAGCUUGUCUUGCGUUGCUGACGAUAACAUCGACGACGAAGACUUGGGAGACCUGUUCGGCACUGUCUGCGGCUUGAGCGCAGAGGCAUGUGCGGGUAUCAAAGCCGACCCGGCUACCGGCAAGUACGGAGCCUACAGCAUGUGUAACCCCCGUGAACAACUCUCCUUCGCCUUCAACUCGUACUACGAGGCACAAUCUGCCAAGGGCAACGGCCAAAACGCAUGUGACUUCAAGGGCAAGGCCAAGCAACAGUCCGCUGUCGAGCCUACUGGCACUUGCAGCAAGCUCAUCGAGCAGGCCGGCAAGGACGGAUCGGGUACCGUCGGUUCUUCUCCCAACUCCGCCUCGUCCUCCUCAGCUGCCGCCCCCAUGGUUGUGCCCGCGUUCAACUUCAACAUCCUCCAGCUCGGCGCUUACGUGUUCUGUGCGACCCUGGCUGGUGCUGGCAUGAUUCUCUUGUAA